GGCAUCCGGGGGCCGCGGGGCCGGUGGCUCCCCCUGCGGGCGGCGCGGCGGGCGUGCACUGUCCGGCGGACCGGCUGGGUGGGUGGUGGGCUGCGGGUGGCCCUGGGGAUGCGCCGAGUCCUGGGGGCUCCGGAGGCGCGCUCGCGGAGGCUUGGAGAGUAAGAUUCCAUCCCCUGGCUCUGCACCAGGCGCCUGCCCCCGACCCCCUCGGGGCUUAAGACAAAUAGAGCAUCCCGGGACGGGGCCUUGCGGCCUCGAAGACGCCGAUGUGGAGACCCUCCCGAAUGCGGACCUUGAAGUUGGAGGCCCCGGGGGAUGUGCGUCCCUAACCUUUGAGAAGAGUUAGACGGUUUGCGCCGCCUGGAUUCCAGCCCGGAGUGGUAGUGGGGUGCAGAGGCCCGGGCAGCAUGACUACGGAGACCUUCGUGAAGGAUAUCAAGCCUGGGCUCAAAAACCUGAACCUCAUCUUCAUUGUGCUGGAGACAGGCCGAGUGACCAAGACAAAGGACGGGCACGAGGUUCGCACUUGCAAAGUGGCCGACAAAACAGGCAGCAUCAAUAUCUCCGUCUGGGAUGACGUGGGCAAUCUGAUCCAGCCUGGGGACAUUAUCCGGCUCACCAAAGGGUACGCCUCAGUGUUCAAAGGGUGUCUGACUCUGUACACGGGCCGCGGGGGUGACCUUCAGAAGAUUGGAGAAUUCUGCAUGGUUUAUUCUGAGGUGCCUAACUUCAGUGAGCCAAACCCAGAGUACAGCGCCCAGCAGGCCCCCAGCAAGAUGGUGCAGAACGACAGCAGCCCCGCAGCCCCCACGCCUGCCACUGGGCCCUCCGCUGCUUCUCCAGCCUCUGAAAGCCAAAACGGGAACGGACUGAAUGCCCCUCCAGGGCCUGGCGGCGGCCCACACCCCCCUCACACUCCCCCCCACCCGCCCAGCACCCGAAUUACCCGAAGCCAGCCCAACCACGCCCCCGCUGGGCCUCCGGGCCCUUCCAGCACCGCUGCCAGCAACGGCAAGGAAACCCGGAGGGGCAGUAAGAGAUAGCCCUGCAUCUUCCCCGUGUCCCCAGCGAGCGAGACAGCCUGGGGCUGGCUGGCUGCCUGCCGCUGCCAGGGCGCAGGCCGGCCCCCCCUCCGCGGGUUACCUGUCCCCUGGGAUCAGGGCCUCUGCUGCUCCAGAAAUGAGUUAGAGGCGUGUCUCGCGUGUGAGGUGGAAACCUGUCGAGCCCCUCCUUCUUAAUAAAAGUUACUAUUCCAACUGGGCUGU
Molecule: messenger RNA, 1265 nt
Organism: Condylura cristata (star-nosed mole)
Lineage: Eukaryota; Metazoa; Chordata; Mammalia; Eulipotyphla; Talpidae
Gene: NABP2
Product: nucleic acid binding protein 2
Exons: 7
Coding region: 408-1043 (211 amino acids)
Biological process (GO): mitotic cell cycle checkpoint signaling; double-strand break repair via homologous recombination; response to ionizing radiation
Cellular component (GO): SOSS complex
Molecular function (GO): DNA binding
Source: RefSeq, a predicted model, not a curated record